AUGCCGCAUUUGAACGAAAUGGCCUGGCUCGAUCGACACGACAAUGGCGGCCUUUUUAACGAGUCUUUUGAAACUGACCCUCACGAUGCGUCCCAGCUCCUUGUGCUCGUCUUCCGAGCCUACUUUUCGCCCUUCAUCUUCGUGCACGGUGUCAUUGGGAAUGUACUCUCGCUGGUAAUUUUCUGUCGUCUUCACAAACGCACGCCCGGUCGGUUUAACCAGUAUGCCAUCGCCAUAACUUUCUACUUUCUUGUCAUUCUCGUGUUUGACACCUUACUGGACGACUUUGUUGGCAGGGGUCUUUGGUGGCUUACACACUAUCGCAUUAGGUUAAAGUUGGAUCAAGUAUCGUCUCUGUCGUGCAAAGUGAUCACCUACGUGACGGAUUCCAGCGGAUUUAUCGCCACAAUGACAUUAGCGGUCUUCGGUCUCGAUCGUGUGCGGACGGUCUGCCUGCCCUUCCAGUUCAGAGGUGACCGCCACCUGUCGUGCUCCGCGGCUCUCAUCAUCGGAGUCUCAGUCGUCGGCCUGGUCUUGUUCUCGCCCACGCUUGUUUUCUACGAUGUUGUAAAUUCCAACACGACUAAUCAGACCUCGUGCACACUGACUAACCCCGCCCUACCAGGUGCCACGUACACUUUGCUUAUUUACGUCCUUGGCUCCUACACCAUUCCCACUGUGAUAAUCGUCGUCUGCAACCUAAUCAUCUGCUGUCAGCUCGUCGAUAUUAAACGCAAGCAACGCAAAUGCGGUAUCGACGUUUCGAGUCGCGGUGAUAUUCGCCGAAUUAUAGGUCACCUGGCAAUCAAUACGGCUUUUCUUCUCCUGAUGAUUCCUCUCGCGGUGGUCGUCUUAAUGCGCUACGAGUCUACGGUCAGGCCGUCGCUUUACUCCAUCGAAUACCAACAGCGGCUGAUUCACCUUUCCCGCUUCUUCAGCUCCCUCCUCUCGAUCUACUUUUCAAGCAGCUUUUGGGUCUUCUUCCUGUUCCUGCCCAGUUUCCGCGACGCGGUGAUCGAGUUGGCUCUGGCGAGCCCCCUGAUAGCCUCAUCGGUGUGCGGACCCUGUCUGUACCGCCGAAUGACCUACACAGGUGCGCGCAGGCUCCGCACCAAGUCGAUGACACCAACGAUGAUACCCAUGGGCGACGUCGAAGGCAUCCUUCAGAACAGGACUAGUCUGCCCCCCUCGGCGACUAUUCGUGUCUCUCUUCACAAUAAGCCUAAACCAGUUAGAUCGAGGUCCACAUCAACCCUCGCCGUUUUUAAGACUUAA
This is a messenger RNA of Mesocestoides corti, 1275 nucleotides long. NCBI's taxonomy places the organism in Eukaryota, Metazoa, Platyhelminthes, Cestoda, Cyclophyllidea, Mesocestoididae. The record is from the annotation of a GenBank genome assembly.